AUGGAAGCCCAUUUCAAGCCCAAGACGAUUCUGGCGGAGCCGCCAAAAGAAGACAUCUUCAAGAAGCAUAAAUAUGCACGCCAAUCAGCUCCAAAAUACGAUGAAACCACCGAGCUACUCAAGUUCCAAAUUUACGACAACUUCGACAACGCACGGAAGCUGAAGGACGAAUUGUGGGAUCUGCUGAGAAAGGAGAAGGUCUUGGAGGGCUGGGAGGUUCAGGAGUUGUUUCUCAUGACCAACAAUGGAGAGGUUUUCGAUGCUUUGGAUGACGAACGACUGCUCAAGGUUUACAAAAUGCCUACUUUGGAGGAAUUUCUCGAUUGUCUGUUUCCACCGACCGUGGGUAUUUCAUCCACAUAA
Fusarium tjaetaba is the source of this 363-nucleotide messenger RNA. RefSeq lists its product as uncharacterized. The transcript has a single exon. NCBI's taxonomy places the organism in Eukaryota, Fungi, Ascomycota, Sordariomycetes, Hypocreales, Nectriaceae. The coding region runs from base 1 to 363 and encodes 120 amino acids. The record is from RefSeq and is a predicted model, not a curated record.